This is a messenger RNA of Scylla paramamosain (green mud crab), 1583 nucleotides long. Its product is annotated as phosphonoacetaldehyde hydrolase-like. Gene Ontology annotation, molecular function: phosphonoacetaldehyde hydrolase activity. The record is from RefSeq and is a predicted model, not a curated record. The transcript has 7 exons. NCBI's taxonomy places the organism in Eukaryota, Metazoa, Arthropoda, Malacostraca, Decapoda, Portunidae. Gene Ontology annotation, biological process: organic phosphonate catabolic process. The coding region runs from base 227 to 1102 and encodes 291 amino acids.
GAGCCCGGCGGGGCUGACGGGACGCUGCUAUAUAGUAACCACCGCUCACUUGGGGUCGGGUAAUGGCCACUGGACACGUCGACAAUCUGGUCCUGCAAACUUAGAUUCUCGCCCUUACGUUCCCUUGAUCGCCGCGCACAUCACCACACCUUCAGCCACACAGCCACACCAUUCUCUGAGUUUCUAGUGACUGGCUGCUAAAGGACACCACCGUUUCCUUCCAACAAUGGAGCUCUACACAACUAAGAGUGAUGUGCUGGUAAACCCGAGGAGCGAGUAUCGAGUCACCAGGAGGUACCACGGGAAGGUGAAGGCAGUGGUGUUCGACUGGGCAGGUACGGUGAUCGAUUGCGGGGUGUUCUCCCCUGCCGGCGCCUUCAUGGAGCUGUUCAAGGAAGAGGGAGUGGAGGUGACCAGCGAGGAGGCCCGGGGACCCAUGGGCAUGCACAAGCGGGCUCACAUAUGCAAGAUGCUGGAGAUGGAGAGGGUGCGGGGAGCGUGGCUGGAGAAGAAGGGAGCACCUCCCACAGAUGGAGACAUUAACAGAAUGUACGCCAAGUUUGUGCCAAAGAACAUCGCAGCGCUGCAGACUCACUCCAAGCUGAUCGACGGCACGGUGGAAUGCAUGGCGGAGCUUCGCAGGAUGGGCAUCAAGGUGGGCUCAUGCACAGGCUAUCCCUCGGCCAUCGUGGAGAAGCUGAAGCCGCUCGCUGCCGCUCAGGGAUAUGUGCCGGACGUGUACGUGGCAGCUGACGAGGUGCCGCAGGCCAGGCCGAUGCCCUACAUGGUUUGGCUCAACGCGAUACGCCUAGACGUGAACCCGAUCGAGGCUGUGGUGAAGGUGGACGACACGGUGGACGGCAUCAAGGAAGGCAUCACCGCGGGCAGCUGGACUAUCGGGGUGGCCAGGACGGGCAACUACGUGGCGGCGACGGAGGAGCAGCUGGCCACGAUGCCUCGCCAGGACCUCGAGUGGCGACUGAACAGGGCGUAUGAUCUCCUACACGACGCCGGCAGCCACUAUGUGGUGGACUCUGUCAAGGACGUCCCGGCGGUGGUCCGGGAUAUCAACAGACGCCUGACUUUGGGGGAAAGGCCGUGAGGGGCGAGGCAGCUAAGGGAGGGAGUGCGAGAACAAUGUUAGGUACUUAGGAAAUGGAAAUCGAACAAAAAUUGAAACUGUAUGAGAGAAAGAUAAAAUAAAGAUGAAAGAACAAAAAUUGCAAUUAGAAGAGAGAAAGGGAAUACUGAUAAAGGAAGAAUAGAAGAGAACACGAACUGGAACUAGAAGAGGAAAUAAUACUGAGAAAAAAAAUAAUGGAAGAGAACAAAAUUUGAAUAAAAAUUUAUUCUGGAAAAGAGGACGGAAGUGAAUACUGAUACAAGAAAAACGGACGAGAUCACUCAGUUCCGUUAAGAAAGAAGAGAACGCGUCAUAUCUAUUCCCGCUACACUGAGACAACUCAUGUAAGGGGGGACUUGUAUACCUCAAAUACUGGUGAUACUAAAACUCUUCCAUUACGACGAUACACUGGAAUCAAAACUCAUUUCCUCUACAAUUUAAAUAAAGAAAAGAUAAGAAC